Molecule: messenger RNA, 885 nt
Organism: Spizellomyces punctatus DAOM BR117
Lineage: Eukaryota; Fungi; Chytridiomycota; Chytridiomycetes; Spizellomycetales; Spizellomycetaceae
Product: elongin C
Exons: 3
Coding region: 418-744 (108 amino acids)
Biological process (GO): ubiquitin-dependent protein catabolic process
Cellular component (GO): elongin complex
Molecular function (GO): protein-macromolecule adaptor activity
Source: RefSeq, a predicted model, not a curated record
AGCCAUUGUGCGUCGAUGGCGACAAUGUUAUCCGGUGAUCUCUAGAUCUACAGUACACAAGCUGCCCGUGUCUGGUAAGCAACGAUCCCAGCAGAGUGACUCAUCGACCGCGUUGUCAGCAACAGCACCACAAACUGAAGACCUCACCGCCAGAAUCCUAGAGAUUCAUCCUGUGCAUUCACGUACGUCGCUGAGAGCGAGCCUGUUCUUUUUAGGCCGCAGAUUGAGGUGGACGGCUCUAACUUACUGGUGAGCCAGUUGCCAGCUCGCAUUUCCCUCGAUUUUGAGCCAAGGCAAUCAACGAGCAUCCGACGUCUCCAUUUGUCAUUCCCCGUUCAAUUUUGGCGUAUCGAGCAUUGUUGAGCUCUACCGACUGCAAGAUUUCUCAUUUUUCCAUUGCUACUGCACAUCUUGAAUAUGUCUCGACAGUCUCUCAACGACGAAGUUAUGGCAGAGACCGUCAAGCUUGUCAGCUCUGACGGUUUCGAGUUUGUCAUCGAUCGGAAAUGCGCUAUGGCGUCAGGGACCAUCAAAAACAUGCUUUCCAGUCCAGGCCAAUUCACCGAGUCCGUUCAAAACACGGUCAACUUUCGUGACAUCAAGGCCGUCAUAUUGGAGAAGGUCUGCAAGUAUCUUUAUUACAAAGUCCGAUACACAAACAGCACGUCAGAAAUCCCAGACUUUGUCAUUGAACCGGAGAUUGCAUUAGAACUUUUGAUGGCUGCGGAUUUCUUGGAUUGUUAGUUAGAUUUGUGUUGGCAGUCACCACCUUGCCAAAACUAUACCCGAGACUAUGUACAUAGGUAUUCUGCAAUAAAUGGAAGAACGUAGGGUUUCGUUGACGUCAAAGCCGUUGGAAGCACGCUGGCUGGUGAGACAUUUGGC